CACCAAUCUACAAUUUUUUUUUUUCGAUUGGAAGUUACAGUGUUUCCUACACUCAAAAAGGCUAACAAAAAAAGGUGACAGAAAGUAGGCGAGGACAAAAAGUUUCACACCAAUCUACAAACUCAUGCUUCAUUCACUUCCCACCGAGAAGAAUGUUUGACGUCCGUUUGUAAAGACAACGCUAUACCCCACAUGGCUAACGCUCUAGCAAUGGUGUACUCUCUAUUGGUCAGAAUUUUCGAUAUCACUUUAUCGUACUUUUGUUCGCAGUCUCGCCGAACGUCUUUCAGCAGGUGAAUGCAUGUGAUCCCAAAACGGCCGUCUCUGCAUAGACCGCUCCAGCCCACUUUUCCCUACACCGCCCCUGCGAAACUCCCUAAAUCCUCACUUUCUUCCCAAAAACUCCGUCACUCUUUACAUGUGCACAGGUCUUUUGGUGAUAGAAACAUGUUCGCUCGCGUGCCAGGCCUCGGGAGGUUUCGGCGACUGGGACGAUCUCUGCAGCUCAUUUUUCCUUCGUUGAAUUUCAUUACCCUCCACUAUCUUUACUUUUUGAUAACAUGUCUACUGGCAAGCGUUAUCUUUUGGGGCGCUUCGACGCCUGCGCGAAGCGUCUCUUAUGUGGACGCGCUGUUUCUCACGGUUAGCGCUAUGACACUGGCUGGCCUUAAUACCGUAAAUCUUUCCACUUUGAAUACGUUUCAACAGUGGAUGCUGUUUUUCCUGAUUAUGAUUGGUUCCGCAAUAUUCGUGUCUGGAUUUGUGGUUCACAUUCGGAAACGGGCCUUUGAGAAACGGUUCGCUUACAUUGUUGCUAAGCGACGGAGGGGAUCAGAAAGGAGAAGCCGUUCAUCACUGCGCCGUCGUUUAUCAAGGAGCAGAUCUAGGCUGGGAGCUCGAGACGUCGAACAUGAUACUGGUGAUCCAUACGAACAAGUUGCGGAAGCUUCUGGACGAUGUACUGGCAACCGCGAAAGCAUAACAGCACACAAUGGUUCCAUGACUGAGAAGCAGCCGCCAUCACCAAAUCCAGUACCAGCAAUCGAGGCAGGAGAUGAGAUUCAUUCCAGCUCAAGCCAUGUUCCCAAUGCGUCCCCAUCUCACAUCACGUUCGACCCCAACAUACACAACCUUCAUCGCUUCAAUCCUGUCCAAGGUGUCGAGACCGAGUUUCACGCGAUGACCAAGAGUCGCUCAGAGACUGGCACGGUUCAUGAAGUAUCUGAAGCUCAACCAGACAGACUCGGAUCCGCCCAUAAUCCCUUGCCUGUCACGAGUGGUUUCAUUCUUUCUAGGAACUCCAGCUUUCACCACCUGUCUGAACAAGAGCGACAAAAGCUAGGCGGGUACGAGUACCGGGCAGUAUGCCUACUCUCAUGGCUGGUCCCCAUAUACUACAUACUUUUUCAACUCGUUGGAUGUAUAGGACUAGGUGCCUAUGUUGCUAUCAAUCGUCCUUUGACUGCACGAGCGAACGGGCUCAAUCCUUGGUGGGUGGGCGCUUUCAACGCCGUCAGUGCUUUCAACAACUCCGGCAUGAGUCUUCUAGAUGCAAACAUGAUUGCAUUCCAGACCUCCAUCUAUAUGCUCUUAACCAUGGGCCUACUGAUUCUGGCUGGAAACACAUGCUACCCCAUCUUCCUUCGCCUCAUCGUUUGGACCCUCCUCAAACUCCUCCCCUCAAGCGAGCGCUGGACGGAUCACCGGAAGACUCUCGAAUUCCUACUGAAUCACCCGCGCCGCUGCUACACGAAUCUCUUCCCCUCCCAGCACACUUGGUGGCUAGCCGCUUGCGUCAUCUGCUUAAACGGCAUUGACUGGGCGGGCUUCGAGGUCCUAAACAUAGGCAACCACGCCAUCAACUCGCUCCCCACCAACAUCCAAGUCCUGGACGGGCUAUUUCAAGCUCUAGCCGUACGCAGCGGCGGCUUCUACGUCGUACCUAUCCCCAGCGUGCGCAUCUCUCUUCAAGUCUUAUACGUGAUCAUGAUGUACAUCUCCGUGUACCCAGUCGUCAUCACCAUGCGCAACAGCAACGUCUACGAAGAGCGCAGUCUAGGAAUCUACUCGAACGGAGACCAGCAUCACAACACCAGACCUUUUUUAUCAGCACCAACAUCAGCCUCGCACCGCUCCACUGCCUUUUCACUAUCUCAACCUCUCCAAAACACAUACUUCGUCCGUGCGCAGCUCCGCGCGCAGCUCGCGCAUGAUCUCUGGAUCGUCGUCCUCGCCAUCUUCCUCAUCAGCAUCAUCGAGGCGUCGAAUUUCGAGCGAGACCCAACACUCUAUAGCGUCUUUAACAUCCUGUUUGAAACAGUCUCCGCGUACGCAUGUGUGGGCGUCUCCAUUGGUGUGCCGUACGACGCGUAUAGUUUCAGUGGCGCCCUGCAUGCACUGAGCAAACUAGUGCUUUGUGCUGUGAUGAUUAGUGGUCGACAUAGGGGUUUGCCUGUCGCGAUUGAUAAAGCGAUACUGCUGCCUGGAGAAGGUGCCGAUGGGGCGGAGGAAGAAGAUGGGGAAAGGAGAUUGGAGGGGGAGAGGAGCCGAGGGAGGGGUAUGGUGUGA
This is a messenger RNA of Periconia digitata, 2568 nucleotides long. The record is from the annotation of a GenBank genome assembly. NCBI's taxonomy places the organism in Eukaryota, Fungi, Ascomycota, Dothideomycetes, Pleosporales, Periconiaceae.